AUGAGGACAAGGUUCCUCACUCCGAGGACAAGGUUCGUCACUCUGAAGACAAGGUUUCGUACUCUGAGGAGAAGAUUCCUCACACUGAGGGCAAGGUGCCUCACCCUGACGACAAUGUUCCUCACUAUGGGGACUAGCUUCGUUACUCUGAGGACAACGUUGCUCACUCUGAAGGCAAGUUCCUCACAUCGAGGACAAAGUUCCUCACUCUGAAGGCAGGUUCCUCUCUAAGGGCAAGGUUCCUCACUCUGAGGACAAGGUUCCUCAAUCUGAGAACAAGGUUCCUCACUCUGAGGACAAGGUUCCUCACUCUGAGGACAAGGUUCCUUACUCUGAGGACAAGGGCCUUCAAACUGAGGACAAGGUUCCUCACACUGAGGAUAACGCUCCUCACUCUGACAACAAGUUUCCUCACACUGAGAACUAGGUUCCUCAAUCUGAGGACAAGGUUCCUCACACUGAGGACAAGGUUCUCACUCUGACAACAAGGUUUUUCAGUCUGAGGACGAGGUUUGUCACGCUGGGAACAAGGUGUUUCACACUGAGGACAAGGUUCCUCACUCUGAGAACAAGGUUCCUCACCCUGAGGACAAGAUUCCUGACAAUGAGGAAAAAGUUCCUCACAUUGAGGAGAAGGUUCUUCACUCUGAGAGAAAGGUUCCUCACACUGAGAACAAGGUUCCUCACCCUGAAGACAAGGUUCCUCACUCUGAGGACAAGUUUCCUCACAUUGAGGACAAGGUAACUCAACCUGAGGACAAGGUUCCGCACUCUGAGGACAAGGUUCCUCACUCUGAGGAAAAGGUUCCUCCCUCUGAGCUCAAGGUUCUUCACAGUGAGAACAAUGUUUCUCACACUGAGGACAGUGUUCCUCACUCUGAAAACAAGGAUCGUCAGUCUGAGGAAAAGGUUCCUCGCUAUGGCGACAAACUUCCUCGCUGUGAGGACAAGGUUCCUCACUCUGAAAGCAGGUUCCUCUCUCUAAGAGCAAGGUUCCUCACUCUGAGGAGAAGGUUCCUCACUAUGAGGACAAGGUUCCUCACUCUGAGGAGAAGGAGUGAGGACCUUCUCCUCAGAGUGAGGACCUUGUCCUCAGAGUGAAGAUCCUUGUCCUCAGAGUGAGGAAAUUUGUCCUCAUUGUGAGGAACUUUGCCCUCAGAGUGAGGAACCUUCUCCUCAGAAUGAGGAACCUUGUCCUCAGUGUGAAGAACCUUUCCUCAGAGUGAGGACUCUUGUCCUCAGUGUGAGGAACCUUGUCCUCAGAGUGAGGAAUCUUGUCCUCAGAGGGAGGAAACUUGUCGUCAGAGUGAGGAAUCUUCUCCUCAGUGUGAGCAACCUGGUUGCAGAGUGA
Messenger RNA from Paramuricea clavata, 1351 nucleotides. The record is from the annotation of a GenBank genome assembly. NCBI's taxonomy places the organism in Eukaryota, Metazoa, Cnidaria, Anthozoa, Malacalcyonacea, Plexauridae.